ACAAUAAGAUCCUAUUGAAUGGAUAGAACUGACACAAUGAAUCGUCGUAAUGUGGACAGUUUCACUGUAACACGCCAGAGCUCCCGCCCCGCUAGGUGGCGGUAUAACGACACGGUGGCGCUCGGUGCUGCCCCGUUCGUGCGUGUCGAAGAAGCCAAGAUGUCAGUCGCAGUGAAGGGACCCGUCGCGGUGGAAGAUGUGAAUGUCACAUUCGAUGACCAGCAGAAGAUCAAUAAAUUCGCCAGGAACACGAGUCGGAUGACGGAACUGAAAAGUGAAAUAGAGGCAAAGAAGAAAUCACUGCAGAACUUACAGGACGCCAGCGACGACCUGAUGAUGUUGGACGACGACUCGCUAUUGAUCCCUUAUCAAAUCGGUGACGUCUUCGUCAGCCACACCCAGGAAGAGACACAAGAGAUGCUGGAGACUGCAAAGGAAGCACUGGAGCGGGAGGUCAGAGGCCUCGAGGACCAAGUGUCAGCGAUACAGCAAGUGCUGGGUGACCUGAAGGUCCAGCUCUACGCCAAGUUCGGUAACAACAUUAACCUGGAGGCGGACGAAAGCUGAGCGGGUGAAAUGGACAUUGACAGCCGCCACCAGACACGGACAUUUUCAUGCAGCGCUCGUACCACACAACCGCCGGACGUUUGCCAAAACAAGCAUCCACAAGAACCGCUUAGGUCUGUAGCAUCUGGCUUUUGUUUACCACGGGUGGUGUACGUGUUUAGUUUUGGCAAGCAAAUUCACAAAUGGAAAAAAAAAAUUGGAGAUUAAAUAAAUGCACAUCAUCUCUAAUGUAUUUUAAUUGGCCGUUUAUUUAAUGUUGAUGUUUUGUUUACUCUGUUGCUCAAACUCAAGUAAAAAAAAAAAGAACUAAACGGCUGCGCAGCAUUUUAACUUUCCAGCAAAUUCAGCAUUCUGCACAGGAACCGGUUUCAUUUGUGACCCCGCUGCAUAUUUGAUUCCCCUGAAGGUUCGAAUUAAAUUAACAAAAAGUUCUCCGUUCGACACAA
Messenger RNA from Scophthalmus maximus (turbot), 1013 nucleotides. It is a transcript of the gene pfdn4, whose product is annotated as prefoldin subunit 4. The coding region runs from base 19 to 567 and encodes 182 amino acids. Gene Ontology annotation, biological process: protein folding. The record is from RefSeq and is a predicted model, not a curated record. The transcript is spliced from 4 exons. Lineage: Eukaryota; Metazoa; Chordata; Actinopteri; Pleuronectiformes; Scophthalmidae. Gene Ontology annotation, cellular component: prefoldin complex; cytoplasm.